AAAAAAAAAAAGAGGAAGAAGAAGAAAAAUGGAUUUUCAGACAGUUCAAGUGAUGCCUUGGGAAUAUGUUUUGUCUUCUCAAUCUUUUAAUGACUACCACCAAGAGAAUCAUGUUCGUUGGUCUCAAUCUCCAGAUUCUCACACUUUCUCUGUCGAUCUCCCUGGUUUAAGGAAAGAAGAAAUAAAAGUUGAGAUCGAAGAUUCGAUAUACUUAAUCAUACGAACGGAGGCGACGGCUGGAUCAACGGAUCCGCCGGCGAAGAGUUUCAAGAGGAAGUUCAGGUUACCGGAAUCUAUUGACAUGAUCGGGAUAUCAGCUGGUUAUGAAGAUGGUGUGUUGACUGUUGUUGUGCCAAAGAGGAUUAUGACUAGGAGGUUCAUUGAUCCUUCUAAUGUUCCUGAAACACUUCAGCUUCUUGCAAGAGCUGCUUAAUAAUGUUCUUCCUUGUUCCCCACGAGUUCGAUCUUUGUUCUCAAUCUCUUAAGAUAAGAUAAACAUAUAAGAAUAUGUAAUCUCUUAAAAAAACAACGAACUGUUAUGUGUAGUUUGUAUAUCAAUCCAAAUCCUAUGUUUAUGUUUCAAAAUGAAUUUAAAAACAAUGGUAAUUAUAUGAUUA
Capsella rubella is the source of this 617-nucleotide messenger RNA. Its product is annotated as 15.4 kDa class V heat shock protein. The transcript has 2 exons. Bases 29 to 433 code for a protein of 134 amino acids. NCBI's taxonomy places the organism in Eukaryota, Viridiplantae, Streptophyta, Magnoliopsida, Brassicales, Brassicaceae. The record is from RefSeq and is a predicted model, not a curated record. Gene Ontology annotation, biological process: response to hydrogen peroxide; protein folding; protein complex oligomerization.